This is a messenger RNA of Podarcis lilfordi (Lilford's wall lizard), 18676 nucleotides long. NCBI's taxonomy places the organism in Eukaryota, Metazoa, Chordata, Lepidosauria, Squamata, Lacertidae. The record is from the annotation of a GenBank genome assembly.
AUGGGACUUACGGCACCGAAAUGCCCCUUCCUUGCCCAUCAGGCAACGCUGGCCGACUUUGCCAGGCGCUUCCCACCACCCUACUACUCUCUGAGCCUCGAGGGUGGGCUGGGUUGGAGCCUGAUCCGCAUCUCGUUUGAUCCGGGCGCCUCUAACUUACGGUCGAUACGAUCCCAUCCCCCUCUCCUCCGUCUUUUCUCUCUUUACCUAAGCUGAAUGGGCUCCAGCUUUUGCUUCUUGGCUUGGGGCGCCUCUUCUGCCAUCUUCAUGCUCGUCCAGCGGCCGCCUGCAAGCUGCUCCCAGCUCCUAUUAUUUAUUUAUUUUGCAGACGAAUUUACCCAGUUCCUUUCUGGGAAGCCGGCAGGGGGGAAGGAGGAGGAGGAGCAAGAGGAGGCGGGGAGAGAUUUACGCACGAAAGCGCGCAGGGUAGGCUGGGCGGAAUGCCUGAUCCAGCAACAGAGUGGAUUCGCGGGCAUUGGCCUUAAAAAUAAAAAAGGCGGAAGGGCUUGGCCCCAGAUUUUCAGGUAGGACCGGCGAUAAUGCAACUCCCAGUUCUGCGCUUGGGCGCGCGCUUGAAUUGUUAGCAAAAAAUUGCAACCAAGGAUGAAAACGCGCCCAGCGAAGUUCGCUGCGCUCCAAAACUCCAGAGCGGGGAUGCAGUGUUCCUUUUGGACUAGGAAGCGCAAUGGAGAUGGCAGGGAAAUUCCUAGGAAGGCAGGCGCCCGGGCCUCUUCCAACCGCGGCUUGCAUUUCAGUGCAGGCAGUUUGCAAGGGCGCCCUGCCGGGGUGUGGUUAGCGAUGGGGCUGGCCCCAUCGGAGGGCUUCGCAGCCAUCUUUUUGCCAGCGCUGCUGCUGCUGUGUGGCUUGUGCCGGAUCCUGCUGCUCUAGAGUCAGUUUUCCGCUUGGAGGGUGAGUUGGUGGAAGGUUCGUGCGUAAAGGCACUUAGUUGCGCGUAGUUACGUUUCAGUUGGAGGUUGAGACUGAACUGGCUGCUUAGGAUACCGUCCCUGACCCCCGCCCCUACUUUCCUGGAGAAAGCCCCGCUGCAUGCAAUAGGGCUUACUUCUGAGUAGACAUGCUGAGGCUUGCGCUGUCGGUGACUCUUUGGGUGGUACCAGCUGGUUAGAGAACUACCAGAUGUUUCUCCAGGCUGCUUGUAAAAAAACAAAACGAUUCCUGGAAAUGCUAGAAAUCUUGCUGCUACUUCUGUAAUCCUUUGCUGAACUAGUUUGGUGGUAUUUUCAACUGUUGCGGGUUUGUUUUGGGUGGGGAAAUGAGACGUGAGAAAUACAGCUGGUCCCGAGGGUUGCAUGCACGUUCACCGUUGAGCUAAUGGCAGCAGUAUAACUUAGAUUACAUGAGGGCUGAGGUUCUAGGUGAAGGGAAUAACUGGGCUGUUUCCUUGUAAUUUGGAAAGUGCUUGUUUGUCCUUUAGGCGUGGCAAGAUGUAAAAACUAAAGGCAGAAAAACCCCAAACACCAUAUACAUCUCCUCCUCCAGCAGUACCAUAAGACAAACUUAACUGUUGUUACACAAACCGGCCUGCGGACUUUCAAAUAUUGGUUGGUGUUGGCUAAGCCUCAGGAGUUUGGGUUCCCCACAAACAAGGGACAGGCAGAUCUGAAUGGUCCAUAUCAGACUUCACACCAGGCAGUGGUUAAGGAAUCUUAAUUACAUGUUUGUGUGGUGGCCAUUGGCAAUUUAUAGUUAGCAGCUGGCUAGCAAUCCAGAACCAGAAACCCUAGCUUGAAAUGGAUAUGCAAACAAUGGUUUGUGCUAUUGGAUAAUUGACAAACCAGAACAGCUGAUGGACUAUAGAGAUAGGAAAGAAAGGGGGGUGAUUCAGAGUGCUGUUAACACCUUUCCUUCCACAUCUGGAGCUCUUUUUAGGAAUUAAGGGUGCUCUUGUCUGCAUGGAUGCUGCACAAAGCACCCAAUGAAAUAUUUCAUUAUUAGGCUGGGUUGUAGCAAUUGAAGUCAAAAGUAGCUUCUGCUUCGGGGGGGGAUGGUGUUGUGUUUAAAGCACAUGGUGUUCAUUCUGCUGGCACUGGAAUGCACUGGGAAGGUCUUUCCAUAAUUAUUUCACUACCUCUAUACAGCUGUCUGCUGAAUUUCUUUGCCUUUAGUGUAACUAGGAGAGGAGCAAUGGAGCACCUGCUGUGGGCAGAUCCUAGUAAGGAGUGCAAAAUAGGCAUCCAAUAUGUUGACAGUUGUUAAAUUAAUCCUGGAUUAUAUCAUAUUUUCUUUUCAGUAUAAACUAAUGUUCAGAACGGUAGUUGAAAAGGCAAGUUCUGCUGACUCAGAGGGUUAGUCGGGGCAGUGGACCAGGUGAAGUGGUCCUGUUGCAUGUUUUCAUUGGCUCCAUGCAGUGUUCAAAAUUAGCCAGGUGCAUCUUGCACCUGUCUAUUGACAGUUCACGACCAAGUGAAGAUACCUGGGUGCCAGGAUGGCACCUGACAUCUCCAGUAUCAGGCUAGCUGGUGCACAGCAUCAUUUUUUUUGCUGCCAUGCUAUGGCUCAUGACUCAGAUUCGUUUUCAACUUUGCAAACUUGCAAAACAAACAAAAGGCCUCUAAACAUUUCAUUGGUGCAACCGGGGCAAUAGCUUUUAUAUCUCAGUUUCUAUCAUAGUGAAGGACAGUCAUAACCAUAUGACACCUAGCCAGCUUUUGGCAGAUCAGUUUGGGAGCAAGAAAAAUCACUCUGAGAUGUGAAAAAUUGAAAAUUCAUUGGUAGCAUCCUUAAAAGCCCAUGGACAUUUUCAUCAGUGCUACUGGCAGAAAAGGAACUCUCUGUGAUUGCAUUGCAAAUUGCAAAGAUCUUCCAAAGACAUUAAUGGUUGUGUAAUGUAUUGAUAGCUGUUAAAAAGACAUUAAUCAUGUAGAAUUUUCUGUUCAGCCUAGAAUAAUAGGGCAUGUUUUCGGGAUGAUACUGACUUGCCCUGAGGCAAGAACCCUGAGGUGAAGAACUUGCCUCAAGCCCUCCAGAUGUUGUUGAACUUUGUUUCCCAGCAACCCCCAAAAAGCUAGGUGCCAAAUGGCUCCUUAAACCAGGGUUACAGUUGCCAAAACGGAAUGCCUAGUUGCCAUUUUGGGGCCAGAUGGCUCAAAAGUCGUAUUUUUCACUACAGCUUUUUGGUUCCUGAAAUUCAUUCUGAUUGUGCAGAUAAAAUAUAACAGAAUUCUGCAGUGGUAUUAUUAGUGUGUGAAAACAGUCAAGAUCCAAGGAUCCCCAGGCAUGCACCUCCAGAUGAUGGAGACACCAGAUACCAUCCUGGUGCAUAGGCGUCUUCACUUGCUCACAAGUGGCCAAUAGCCAGGCCUGGCAAAUUUCAAACACUGCUUGCAGAUAUUGUUGUACUGCAGUUCCCAUAAUCACUGACCAUUGGCCCUGCUGGCUGGUGCUAAAGGGAGUUGGAGUCAUAGAAUUAAAGCACUGUAGAGUUGGAAGGGACAUCAAAGGUCAACUGGUCCAACCUCCUGCAAUGCAGGGAUCUUAACUAGAUCAUACAAGACAGAUAGCUAUCCAACCUCUGUUUAAAAACCUCCAAGGAAGGAGCAUCCACAACCUUCCAAGGGAGUCUGUUCCACUGUCAAACAGCUCUUACGGCCAGAAUGUUCUUCCUGAUGUCGAAUAACAUCUGGGGGGGCAGAGGCCCCCCACCCCAGAUCUACUCCAUCACUCUCUGAACUAUCCCUCUUGAACUUGCAUGGUCCUUAUUUUGAAGCUCUGUAAGUUAGUAGUAUUAACUGCAACUUGUGCUAUUGCUACUGAAAUUUGUUGUCUCUUGAAGAUUUACUUGCAGAGCCUAAUUCUGAUUUGAUACACAAAUAAAAUCUAAAGGCUAUGCCUAGCUAACUAUUACUAUUUCCUCCUCUAGCUAAGUUCCAUUGAAGUUUCACUGAAGACUGUAUCAAUGAAAGUCUGCGCAAAAACAGGGUUUGUCGACUUAGCAGACAAAGAAUAUGACUUGCUACUUUCCCCAAGGCUGAGAUUUUCUAACUGGUGUGUUCCUUUCGUCCUGUUAGGUUCCUGGAAAAUCUCUUGUCAUGGAGCUUUAAAACAUGUGGUUUUUACUAAUGCUAGAAAAAACCUUUCAUAAACCGGCUGUGUAGAUAGUAGCAGCAAAUUUAUUAAACCAGGUAGCACGCUUUUUAGUAUUUAAAUAACGCCUUUUACAGUGGCAUAUGAAAGAUAAUAAUGCAUUAGGAAAUAAAUGGGGCACUUCCAAAUGGCUGCUACCAUUACUCUUGAUUUGUUUAUCUUUGCUUAAAAGCAGCUGGCAGUAGAACCCAGAUGAUUCUCAUAAACCAGUAAAAAUUGCUAUAAUGAGAAACUACUUAGGUAUUUUGUAAAUCUAAAAGUAAAAUAAAAACCUCUGGUGAGUUUAACAUUGGACUUUCCAUACGUUGACUCCAGCCAAGUGCUCUUUAGCUAGUCUGCAAAUUGUUUCAGAUGCAGCUCUGCAGGCAAAUUUUCCUGACUGCUAACUUGGAUAGGGACGGGGUGGCGCUGUGGGUAAAAGCCUCAGCGCCUAGGACUUGCCGAUCGAAAGGUCGGCGGUUCGAAUCCCCGCGGCGGGGUGCGCUCCCGUCGCUCGGUCCCAGCGCCUGCCAACCUAGCAGUUCGAAAGCACCCCCGGGUGCAAGUAGAUAAAUAGGGACCGCUUACCAGCGGGAAGGUAAACGGCGUUCCGUGUGCUGUGCUGGCUCGCCAGAUGCAGCUUGUCACGCUGACCACGUGACCCGGAAGUGUCUGCGGACAGCGCUGGCUCCCGGCCUCUAGAGUGAGAUGAGCGCACAACCCUAGAGUCUGUCAAGACUGGCCCGUACGGGCAGGGGUACCUUUACCUUUAACUUGGAUUACCUUGCAGAAAAUUCGUGAGUUUCAAAGGCUGGGUUCUUCCACUGACCCUCUUCCAAACAGCACACAGCAGUUAUGUUUAAAUGUAGCCUGAGCUACGUCUUCUAUUGCAUAUGGUUCCCAAAAAGUUUCAGGGGGGUGGGGGGAGGGAGGGAGCAGAUCAACAGCCCAAAUAAUUGUUUAUUUGCAUUAAUAUGUGUGAAUGUGUCUCCAACAGAAAAUGAUCCACAGUCUGUUUCUUAUAAACUGUUCUGGUGAUAUAUUCUUGGAGAAGCACUGGAAGAGCGUUGUCAGCCAAUCUGUGUGUGAUUAUUUCUUUGAAGCUCAGGAGAGAGCGGCCGAUGUUGAAAAUGUGCCUCCUGUCAUCUCCACGCCUCACCACUACCUCAUCAGCAUCUAUCGGGAUAAAAUAUUUUUUGUGUCUGUCAUACAGACAGAAGUGCCACCACUCUUUGUCAUUGAAUUCCUUCACCGUGUAGCAGACACUUUUCAGGUUAGUCUGUGGAGCAAUUGUAGGGUUUCAGAGGGGAAACGAAGGUCUAAUUCCUACGAGUUGCGGGCCUUGGGGAAGUUCUUAGCCAGGUAUAGGCAACUCGGCUCUCCAGAUGUUUUGGGACUACAGUUCCCAUCAUCCCUGACCACUGGUUAGUUAGGGAUGAUGGGAGUUGUAGUCCCAAAACAUGGGGAGGGCCAGGUUUGCCUAUGCCUGUUCUUAGCCAUGUGAGCAUUCCACGGGGUGCUCAGUUGCAUUUAAAUACACUUGUCCCACACUCUGGCCUGUUUGCCUGGAACAGGCUUCCUGAAACUUGGCCCUCCAGAUGUUUUUGGCCUACAACUCCCAUGAUCUCUAGCUAGCAGGACCAGCGGUCAGGGAUAAUGGGAAUUGUAGUCUCAAAACAUCUGGAGGAAGCCUGGCCUGGAGGAUUCCUCUCCCACUUUUAUAUACAACAAGCAUUUAACUUUUAGAAAUGCUUUGUUUUGUACAACUAACUAGUAAUGUAAUGAAUUAGCCCAGAGUGGGUGAAAUUGGGUAACUAGAAUAGAAAUAAUUUUAGUCAAAUACAAAAACAAAGUGGUAGUUAGCUUUUUUUGUUGAGAGGGGCUAUUGCUAAAAGGAGCAUCUGUCUAUAUUAGGGGUGGCAGACUUUGACAGGUGGGAAAGGCAGCUCACCUAAGAAUUAUAUAGGCGCCACUCUAAUGUCACAGGUGGGUUGCCCUGGCCACCUGUCAAAAUUCUUUGCAGUCCCAUCUGAGCAUGGGAGAGCAGGGAAACAAGUGGACAUCGGCUCUGGCAAGGACUGCUCCAUUGCAUUGCAAUGGAGAAAAAAUACCAGGUCUGCUUGCUUUUGCUGCACUCAGCAAUUCAUCUUAAGUGUGGUUCAGAAAGCUUGCAGAGCAUUAGGCUGUGGCAGUUGCUGAAUAUAACAUGGUUUUUAGGUGAAGGAAAAGCUUUUAACUGGAAUAAAUCGCCUCCUUUGCAUCCUCUGCUUGGUUUAGGAUUACUUUGGAGAGUGCUCAGAGACUGCAAUUAAAGACAAUGUUGUUAUUGUCUAUGAGCUUCUUGAAGAAAUGCUGGACAAUGGCUUUCCUCUGGCAACAGAAUCCAACAUCCUGAAGGAGCUCAUUAAACCUCCCACGAUCCUGCGCUCCGUUGUCAACUCCAUCACAGGUACCACGACAGCUUCCAAACGCAACUUGUUCUUGAAAUCAAAGGCUUGACCACUUUGUGCUUCUCCAAAUUUCUGUUGGUUUGUGCAAACUCAGGAAGAGAAACCUUUGAAUGUUUCUUAAGUUCCUGAGCUAUGAGAGCAGGAUCAGAUAACAUGCCCUCCGCCUUGGAGACACUGGCUGGGACUGAUGAGAUUUACAUCAGCCAUGUUGGCUGCUCCUGCAAAAGAGGGCCAGACCUCUUAUCCCGUGACUGCUAAAUUUAUCCAGCAGCAGCAUUUGCUUAGCGGGGGCUUUGUCAGAGAACUAUGUAGUAUUUACCAGACCAGCCUAUCCACUUGCUUGUUGACACUCUCAAAUCACUCCAGAUGGCACUGAGGCUAGGGCUGGGCGAUAUAUCAAUAUAUAGUUCAAAACGAGUUUCAUGAAUUGGUUUUAUUAUUUUUGACCUGGCAAUAUAUCAUGAAUCUUGAUGUAUGUGUGUGCUAUGUAAAAAUCAAAAAGUGGGAAACACCGUGAAGCCAGCCAAUGCUCUACAUAGCUCCAUCCUUGAUAUUUAGCUGGUUACAUAUUGCAAAAAACAGAUAUUGAAAACCAGAUAUCGCCCAGCCCUGGCUGAAGCAAGAUUUUCCUUGUUGAUUCUUCUGCAAAGAUUAUUCGUCCAUAUACACAUUGGGGAAACUGGUGCACAGUGCCUUUAAAGAUAAUGUAUGCUUUGUACCAGUUUACCUCGGACAGAUGUUAAGCUAAUUGGCACGUAGCUUCCUGAGUCCCUUGUUAAAAAUCAGCAUCACGUUGCCUACUUUCCAGUCAUUCAGUAAGGAGGGUGGUGGGUUUCUGUGUGUCUGUGUGUGUAUGACAGGUUUUUUUGUUUCCUUAGGAUAUUGAUUUCUUACUGGUUUCUUUUGGCUAUUCUUGUAUUUUCAAGGCAGCAGCAAUGUGGGUGAUACUCUUCCAACUGGGCAGCUGUCAAACAUUCCCUGGAGAAGAGCAGGAGUAAAGUACACCAACAAUGAAGCUUACUUCGAUGUGAUUGAAGAAAUAGAUGCCAUUAUAGACAAAUCUGGUACGAGGCUUUCAAAUGUGUGUUCUUAUCCUUGGCAGAGUGAAAUGGAAGAGUUAGAGCUGGGGUUGUGCUUCACGAAUAGUCUUCAGUAAUAUCUUUUAUAUAGUAGCUUGGAUUUCGAAGUUCUCAGUGAAAUUUGAUAUCUCAGUAAGCCUACCUUACAGGGUUGUUGUAAUGUCAAUAUUAACUACUCACAUGUUGUAGAUAAGGGGCCAAUGCUGAAACUGAAUGACUUUCUUAAGACCGCUUGAUGAGGUCAUGGGAGGAACAAGAUUUGGAAAUGGCACAGUUUGUUCUUCUAGCAGCUAUGCCACAGUUGCUAAAAAACAUCUUCAGUUGUUGUGGCAAUUCAAAAACAUAUCCCCAGGACAAAUAAUAUGCAAUGAACUGAAGUCUGCCUGAAGCACAUUAAAUUAGUUUAUUCACUUGCAUGGUGCAAAUGACUCCUUAAGGUGUGAUCUGCUGAUAAUCCUCUUUUAGGAGAUCGCUCUGUAAUCUUUCCUUCCUCUCUGCCAGGCUCCACCGUCUUUGCAGAAAUUCAAGGGGUCAUUGAUGCCUGCAUCAAACUCUCGGGGAUGCCUGAUCUUUCACUUUCUUUUAUGGUAAGUCACAUUUUCGUUUAUAGUGUGUGUGCAUGUUCGUUCUAAAUAGAAGUAGAGGUCUGCAUUCACCUGAACGCAAAUAGAACCCACCGUACAAUCGUGGAUCCUCAAGCAGCUGAUUGGUGCUGUCAGCGAGUUCCGCUUGGAAAAAACCAGUCAGGAUCUCACUUUGGUUCCUGAUUGGUCUUUUGUAGAGCCAUGUAGACAUAUGAUAUCAGGUGUGGGAGCAGGUGGCUAUGGUUUGUGGGGAAACUGCCCAAUUACUAUUAGUAGUAGUAGUAGUAAUUUCUGUACCACCCUUCAUCCAAAGACGACAGGUUGGUUUGCAAUAUAAAUUGAGGCCCAGGCUGGGCUUAAUCAGGCUUAUGGGCCAAAGGUUCCCCCCUCCCUGUCUUAAAUAACAGUGAAUGAGAGGAAUUAAAGUAAUUGUGCAGGAGAGGGACCCGCUAUCCCAGCACUAGCCGUGUUGGACAGACUCCCAGCAGUGUGUCCUUUGCCUUGUUACUGUUGCUUCCAGUCGCUCUGGCCAGCCUAAAUCUGGGUGAGCGAAGUACCCAUGAUCUAGAUUAUUCAACCCAUGAGAAGGGGACCUCCAUCUAAGCUCCCAGUCUGCACCACUCAAGCAUCAGCCUGCCUUCCCCCCCUACCUCCUGUUAACUUAAAACCGGUACUGUAUUUCAAGCAGCCAGGGCAGCGUGGAGGGAGCCCUGUCCCUGGGUGGCAGAGAAUCCUCCUGUGCCUCAAAUUCUAAAUGCAGUAAGUUCAUUAAAGAAGGGAAAACAUAUGAAUGGCAGUGAGUAUUUAUUAUUCAUUUAUUUAAGCACCAACGUGCCCAGUUGUGUACAGAGAGUCACUUUGGGGCUCCAUGAAGUGCCCAGAAAAAAUGGAGAAAAUAACUUGGGAAGGAAAUGAGUAACAGCCAUGGGGUGAUCCACUGGCAAAGGCUAACUGAAGCACUUGCAAGCUGCAUGUAGGGAAUGAGUCUGUUACAAGCGCCAGGAAUCACCUUGAAGGUGAGGAGGAGGCAAAUAUGUGUGUUACACAGAAGGACUCAGGUCUAUCACAGUUUGCGUGUGUGGUUUAUACACAAAUGAACGUGAGGGAUAGAUGUUGGCUCUUGAGAGUUGAAGCACAGCACUCAUCCAAAAGCAUUAAUCAUUAACUAGUGCAAUCCUAUUCAUGUUGACUCAAAAGAAAGUCCCACUUAACCCUAAAUUAGUUUGCAUAGGCUUGUGGCUAUUGUCUCCUCCUAUCUUCCAAAAACCUUAUUAGUUGGCACAUGACAGUGACUUGCCAAAUAACAAGGCAGUGAGUUUAACUGGGCCAGGUUUUGAAAAUUUCUAGAUUUGCCAACAUCAACAUAUUCUAAUGAAUAUGAGAGGGAAAUAUUAUGACGCUCCAGGAUGAAUAAUGAAAUCCUAAAACUGUAGAGUUGGAAAGAAAAAGAACCCUUAGGUCAUCUAGUCAAUGUUUAGUAUGACUGAGAAAGUGUUUAUCUUGAUCCAUCUUCUAUAGAAUCCAAGACUCCUAGAUGAUGUGAGCUUUCACCCCUGUAUUCGAUUCAAGCGCUGGGAGUCAGAAAGAGUGCUCUCCUUCAUUCCCCCAGAUGGAAACUUCAGAUUGAUUUCCUAUCGAGUCAGCUCACAAAAGUAAGUCUGAAGAUGAGGGACUGUGUAUAUACACAACAGUUGUCUUUGCUGUCAUCCACGAUCCUGUUAAACUCUCUCUAAUCUUUUCGUUGCUGCCGUACGCAUGCUGAUACCUUUCUGUAACCUCCGUAGGACAGGUCUUAGAAACAUGGGCUAAUAUUGCUUAUUUUUUCUGUGCCUAACAAAAACUGAGCAUCUCUGUGUGCAAAAAAUUAGGCAAAUCCCUACCCACAGACUCAGAAGUGGUUUUGUUAUGAGGAUCCCAUAGUUUGCUGAAAGCUAGUUUACACUGUUGAUGAAAGAAAAUGACACACUCUCUCCAGUUCACAUACCCAUUCACCUGUUGUCAAAUGAGGGUGGGUGACAUUUUGGUGGGUCCCCCCCCCUAAUUUAGGGGUAAAUUAUUUUUAAAGGCUAGGAUUUUUUUCACCAAUGGUGGGAGUGGCUGGCUUUUUCUCUAACCGUAAUGGAGGUUCUUUUGGUGACUGCCAUUGCCACACUCCAUGGCAUGUAUGUGGGUUACUCAGGGAGGUGGAUGGCAGUCACUGAGACAAACUCCUUUUGUUGUUAUUUUAAAAAGCAGGGAAAUAUGUUAGUAAGCCAACCCCAGCUAUGUACCUUGGCACCGGGACAUUCCCAGGGGAACUGAAGGAGGCAGUGGUGCGCCCGCUUUUAAAGAAAACAUCAUUAGAUCCCUUAGAGCUAUCCAAUUACCACCCGGUUUCGAAUCUACCAUAUCUGGGUAAGGUAAUUGAGAGAGCGGUUGCUGAACAGCUUGGUAGGUUUCUGGAUGAAACAUCGGCUCUGGAUCCAUUCCAAUCCGGCUUCCGCGCUGGUCAUGGGACCGAGACGGCUCUGGUCGCCCUAACAGAUGAUCUCCGCAGGCAGCUGGAUCGAAGCGGGUCGGGGCUGCUGAUUCUUCUAGACCUGUCAGCAGCCUUCAACAUGGUCGAUCACGAACUCCUGGACCACCGCCUUGCCGUCGUGGGGAUCCAGGGCACAGUCCUUCAAUGGCUGCGCUCGUUUCUCUCUGGUCGGGGACAGAGGGUGGCGCUUGGGGGGGAGUUGUCAUCGCGCCACUCCUUGGUGUGUGGAGUACCUCAGUGUGCGAUACUCUCCCGAUGCUUUUCAACAUCUUUAUGCGCCCUCGCCCAGCUUGUCCGGAGUUUUGGGCUAGGUUGCCAUCAGUAUGCCGAUGACACCCAACUCUAUCUGUUGAUGGAUGGCCAUCCUGACUCGGCCCCAGACACACUGAUCAGAUGCUUGGAAGCUGUGGCUGGAUGGUUACGUGGGAGCCGGUUGAAGUUAAAUCCUUCGAAGACAGAGGUCCUCUGGCUGGGACGGGACGAUAUGGGAUUGAGGGGGCAACUCCCAUCUCUUGCGGGGGUGCAAUUAGUGCCAGCACCGUCCGUUAAGAGUUCGGGUGUAAUCUGUGAUACCUCCCUCUCCAUGGAGGCGCAGAUUGCAGCUAUAACAAAGGCGGCAUUUUUUCAUCUCCGCCAAGCUAAGCAGUUGGCUCCUUACCUCUCUCGCCCUGACCUAGCCACUGUGAUCCAUGCGACGGUCACCUCCAGACUGGAUUAUUGUAACUCGCUCUACGUGGGGCUGCCCUUGAGACUGACCCAGAAACUCCAGCGGGUGCAGGGGUCUUCACUGUGAGAUCGCAUUCAUCCGGUGCUAUACCAGCUGCACUGGCUCCCGGUGGAGUACAGGAUCAGGUUUAAGGUGCUGGUUUUAACCUUCAAAGCCCUAUACGGCCUAGGACCCUCAUACCUACGGGACCGCCUCUCCUGGUAUGCCCCACAGAGGAACUUACGGUCUUCAAAUAAAAACAUCUUGAAGGUCCCAGGCCACAGAGAGGUUAGGCUGGCCUCAACUAGAGCCAGGGCUUUUCGGCUGUGGCUCCAACCUGGUGGAACGCUCUGUCACAAGAGACAAGGGCCCUGCAGGACUUGACAUCUUUCCGCAGGGCCUGCAAGACAGAGCUGUUGCACCAGGCCUUUGGUCAGGGCGCAGCCUGACUCCCUCCUUCGGCAAUCUUUACAAAACUUUAGUUUUUGGUUGCCAUCAAUUUUGACUUUAAUUAAUUUUUAUAAUGUUUUUAUAAUGUUGCACUAUUUUAGUGUUGUUAGCCGCCCUGAGCCCGGCUUCGGCUGGGGAGGGCGGGAUAUAAAUAAAAUUUAUUAUUAUUAUUAUUAUUAUUAUUAUUAUUAUUAUGCGGAACAGUUAUAUGGCAGAACAUUUCCAAGAUUCAAAGCCAUUUGUCUAGGAGUUUGUCUAGUAGUUGUCUUGCGGCAAUCUCUCAUGUCCAUUUAGUAUAACUGUAAAUUGUGUUUCUUAUUAUUAGUUUCUACUGUUUUAUUGAUUUAUUGCAUAGUUGUAUAACAUACUCUGUUCUGAAGGGGAGAAGGUCAUAGCUGCCUGGGAGUGGGCCCCAGCCAGCAGAAUGGCUGGGACAGGUUUCACAGUGGGGGAUGCACUGGGACACCUGGUCUUAGUGAUCACGGUUAGGAGGAGGAGUUACGCUAGGAUCAGACCAUGUCAUUGCUGAGGAGGCAGGUUUAGUCGUCGUUUGAAGAUUAUCCCGGCCUCCAGGUCUGGCCUUGACCAGAAGGAUACUGGAAUCAACAAGGGAGACCCACAUGACCCUAAGGUGCUGCUGUGCAAUGCCAAGUCAAUGAUUCACAAGACCACCGUCAUCCACAACUUGAUCGUGGAUGGAGGACUUGACCUGGCAUAUGUAACAGAGACUUGGUUGGACGAGGCAGAUGGACCUGUUCUUGCUGCUGCUUGUCCACCAGGUUUCUCCUAUGCACAGCAACCCAGGUCAUAUGGGUGGGUGGGUGGGGUUGCAGUGGUUUUUAGGAAGUCAUUAGUUUGCACCAGGUGUCUUAUUGGGAAGACCCGGUUUUCUGAGUUCAUGUUCUGGAAGUUUGGCAAUUGGGGCAAUAUGGGAUUCCUUUUGGUGUACUGACCUCCCCGCUGCACCAACGAUUCUCUGCCCGAGCUGCUUCAGGUCGUGACAGAUGUUCUGCUGGAGACACCUAGUUUGGUUGUCCUAGGGAAUUCUAACAUCCAUGCCGACACGACCUUACAAGGGGCUGCUUGGGACUUCAUGGAAAGCAUGGCCUCCAUGGGGCUGUCCCUGAAUAAGUUUGGCCCAACUCAAAGCUGCAGACAUGCCUUAGAUCUGGGUGGGAAAGAGAAUGGAGGGGCUGUAAGGCAAACUAGAUUUGGGCUUGAUUUAUAAUGCAGGGAGAGAGAAUCAUAGAAUUGUAGAGUUGGAAGGGACCCUGAGGAUCAUCUAGUCCAACCCUGUGCAAUGCAGGAAUAUGCCGCUGUCCCUUAUUGAGGAUCGAACUUGCAACCUUGGCAUUAUCAGCACCAUGAUCUAACCAACUGAGCUAUCUAGGGAGUGGAAGUGGAACCAGGAGUUCACUGUUCUGACUACUUGCCUUCAUUCAUUACAAGCCUCUACUUCCCAAUGUGUAAAACAGCAUCUCAUAUUUGAUAUGUGCCCACACGGUUAAUGACUGCAUUUAAUCUCCUUUUUGAAUGUAUAGUUUGGUGGCCAUCCCAGUAUACGUGAAGCAUGCGAUUGGCUUCAAGGACAACUCAUCUUCGGGAAGAUUCGAUGUCACAAUUGGGCCCAAACAGAACAUGGGGAAGACGGUGGAAGGAGUCCUCAUGACUGUUCACAUGCCAAAAGCAGUGCUCAACGUGAACCUUACAGCCACACAAGGCAACCACACGUUUGAUCCUGUUACCAAAGUAAGUCCUGUUGUCCUCUGUGGGUUAUAUAACCCGCCUUUUGUAUAAUUUAGAGGGGCUUGCUCCAAUGAAAUGAAAAGAGGGGUGAUGCCUGCCAUGUGUAACGGAGCAUUGGACCAAUUCAUAUGGCUGCUUGACCUUCUCUAAUCUCUGCUUAAGUGUGCUCACCUUUGACUGCCUUAUGGGAUGUUGGGAACACGUGACAAGACACCUUUGGAUUUUAUUCAGCACUGUGCAAGCAGCAUUCUGCUUAUGCAACAAGACCCCCACUUCCUCCCUUCUCCCUGUGCAUCCCCCAAAAUCUCCAUCCAGGGAGUGCAUGGGGGGGGUGGGCUUCAGAGGAGAGGAGAUAAGGGAGAAGUUCUAUGCAGCCUAGGAUACAAGCUCACGCCUCAUACUUGAGCUUUCCUUGCUGUUUCACACAACUGCUUUACUUGCAUACAGCCUUGCCAGUGUGAGCUAAAUGCCCUGUCAUCACACACACACACUUACCUAACACAGGGAUGUUGCAAGUGUAGCGCUGACUCAUGGUUCUCGAGCAAAUGAUUAGAAAUAGCCAGGUUAAUGACACUCUAGAAUUGCACAGAAUUUGGAGUCCUGUAAAUCUUUCACUCAAAAGGGUAAGGCCUCGUGACCAUUGUCUUCCCUGUACAUCCCACUGACUCCUCAUUUUUCUGCUGAUUUCUUUGCCUGCCAGAAACAUUGCAAAAACAGCUGGGUGCAGAAUAAAACCCAAAGAUUGCUUAUUGUGCGUGAAUGUCCUCAAAUGGAUAUUAAUUAGGGGAGUUAUUUUGCAUUCCAUUUGCCUCGACUGAAACAAAUGUUUCUGGCCAGCUUUUCUCCCUCAGCUUCUCAGCUUGUCCUAUUAAGGUUACAGUCCCAAGUACCCGAUUUAGCAGUAAAUCCAACUGAACUGUGAGGCUUACUUCUGAGUAAACAUGGAUAGGAUUAGGGUGUGAGGCUGCAUUCAUGCACAUGAGCCUUUGUAAAUCCUGCUCAAACAAACAAAGAAUUCCUUCCAAGCAAACAGGGUUAGGGGGUGAGGAUCAGGCUCGUUCUUGGAAAGAGCCCCAGUGGAAGAAUAUUCUGUUACUUUCUUUCUCAUGUUUCUGUUGCUUUUUGGUUUAGAAAUGUAGGUUAGGAGCUUGCUGGCAGCAACAAAGCCGUUUGCUUCAGGAUCCUCAGCCAGGCCUUUAGCGUGUAUCUUGUCCAGCUUUUGUGAAACAGUUUUCUCUGUUUUUGCCCUGCUUGAAAGAACAGCUGCUGCAUAGCAAGAAAGCCGCAAGCCAAGAGGCCUCUGGUUCAAAACUUCCUGGAAGUGGAGCAAAGUGCCUUAGCCAGUUAUUUAAAUCUCAUCUUCAGCACAUGCACACAAUAAUAUGGGGGUGACAAUGUUGACUUUGUUGACAGGAAAAGCAGUUUGGAAAGGCACUGUUACCACUACUGUUUGUUGUUUAGGUGUUAACAUGGGAUGUUGGCAAAAUCACCCCGCAGAAGCUGCCCAGCCUUAAAGGGGUGGUGAAUUUGCAGUCUGGAGCGCCCAAGCCAGAAGAAAACCCCAACCUGAAUGUUCAGUUCAAGAUACAGCAGCUGGCUAUUUCAGGUAAGGUGCUUAUCCCAUUGGCCUGGAGCAGGACUUAGCGCUGAAUUUCCCUCCCAAACUUCAGGGAACACACAGCAGGUUGGGGUGAACUUAAGACUUCAGUAGCAUAUUUCAGUUCUUGAAGGCGACAUGCUUAGAGAGAUUGGCCAGUUCCUGAGUUUCAGCUCACAAGCACAGCCAAGAAGCAGGAGAGGGGCUAGCUUUCUCACCAUGCAGGGGCUCCCAAAGUACACGGUGGGACAAACAGAAGGGGCAGCAAAUUGCAAGGAAGUUGAGCAAACUGCAAAACAGAUGUAGCUCUCACCAGCUCCCCCCCCCCUUGCCACUCUCUCUCAUACAAGAGAGAUUGUACUGUAUGACGACAUAAAAUGUGUUUUACAGAGGAAAAAGUACUUUUAUAAGGAAAUAAUGUUUGCAUGAAGUUUGGGCUUAAUUCUUAAAACCACUGGGCUGACUAGUUUUGAGAAACCUGCUGCAGCUGGAGCUUUUUAAAAUAAAAAUAAAAAUCUGAUUUAAAUCAGUAUCUAAAAGUAUCCACCCUAUCUCCUGCAAUAAAGGCCGUCCGCUCUACCUCUUAUCUGCCACCAAUGGCAUUUCAGUAGUCUGUAUAGAAUGUGAGACCUGCAAAAAUAUUGCAGUUUGUCUACCAGAAGGAAUGUUCCUUUUCAAGGCUCUAGCUACCGCUUUUCCAGAAUACUAAGAGCUGCAUAGUUAGUUCAAUUGUUUCUUCCUCUGCACCACCCCUUUCCUAUUUGGCACUUCCCAUUUCCCGAAGGUCAGUGAGCACGCUCAGUCUUCAUUGGGCUCUUCUUGGGUGGGGAUUGCCCCCUUUUGAACUUUAAAUAAGUUUUGCAUUUCUGCAUACUGCAGAGUUCAUCUGAACACAUUGUCCCGGCCUCCUUGUUCCUCAGCAGCCCCAUUUAGGCUCCAGUCCUGUCAAUAAUCAGUCACCCAGGUUUGCUAUUAGAGGAAGGAGCUGUCUGCUUUGCUGACUGCAGAACUGUGCUUUGGGGCACAAUAUUGGCAUCCACCAUAAAGAGUGUUUUUUCCCCCCUUAUUGCUAUGAAGAUAGCAAAUGUCUGAUGCCUGCUGAAAUCUUAAAAGUCUCAGAAGUGGCUGAAGAUUGCCACUGCCUAAAGGGCUGUGUGUGGCCUCAGAGCCCUGCUUAAUAUUCUACCGUGUUCACAUUUUAGUGGGGUGGUUCUGAAUUUGUCCUAUUAUAAUAUUGCAAGAUGAGCACUUAGACAACAUUUUAUCUUUGUGAUGUUUUGAAUUCUGCAUGUUUUAGUAACUAAGUUAUAGUGUGACAUUUUUUAUAGCAAGUGACAAGUGCAAUGAAUAAUAGCAACAACAACAACAUCUAUCUCCAUGACUAGCAAAAGGGGGCCAAUCUGAACAAAUUCAGCUGUUCAUGGUGCAGAAUUGUAACCUGAAAUUGACACAUACCCAGUUGACCUUUCCCACGCUGAUGCUCUCUAGUUAUUUUGGACAACAAUGCCCAUUAUCUUUUAUCGCCGAUUAUGGCUGAUGGAUAUCCAUCAACUGGAGGGCACCAGCUUGGGGAAAUAAAGCUCAUUCCAAGUUACCGUAUUUUUUGCUCUAUAAGACUCACUUUUUCUCUCCUAAAAAGUAAGGGGAAAUGUGUGUGCGUCUUAUGGAGCGAAUGCAGGCUGCGCAGCUAUCCCAGAAGCCAGAACAGCAAGAGGGAUUGCUGCUUUCACUGCGCAGCGAUCCCUCUCGCUGUUCUGGCUUCUGAGAUUCAGAAUAUUUUUUUUCUUGUUUUCCUCCUCCAAAAACUAGGUGCUUAUUGUGGUCUGGUGCGUCUUAUAGAGCGAAAAAUACGGUAUAUCCCCUAUAAAUUGAGAAACUGGCUACUCUGAAGGACUGACUUGCUGUCAGUAGUUGUGCUAAACAGAUUUUUUUCAUGAGGGGUUCCUCCGUUGUAAGAGUUGGGCUCUGUUUAAAGAUUGUGUCCCUAAAACCUAUCUUGUUCCUUAUUUCAGGGUUAAAAGUAAACCGCCUUGACAUGUACGGAGAAAAGUACAAACCGUUUAAAGGUGUGAAGUACAUCACAAAAGCAGGGAAAUUCCAAGUGCGAACAUGAGACUCAAGAUCCCUGCUUUCUUGGCAGAUCAAUGUGGGGUUUUCUUGGGAUUCCCCCACCCCAGUUGAGGGGGAAGCAAGAUGACUUGGUGACUUCAGUUACACUAGAUGCCAGUUUUAACAGUUCCUCUUGAUUAGACUCAUUCCCAUGCACUACACUUCUUCAAAUUAAAUCAUAGUUUAAAAUAGGUCUUUAUAUAUGGCUUUGAAAUUAACUUUCUGUAACAGUUCCCUUUUGUGGGCUGAUUGGUUAAAUGACUUGUGAUUGCAAACGGGGACUGUCUGCAGAGCCAGCUAACAUGGUACACUGCCAAGCAAACUACCAAAGCACAAGAGGAAUGCAGGAACAUUUGGACACACACUUUGGGACAUCGCUGAAGGUAACUGACAUUCUUCUUAUAGCCUGUUGGAAAGAGUAUUAGGGCAUGUCACUUUCUAAGUCCUAUUCAGAAACAAAAGGGAGGGGGAUGGGCACAGUCCUCUGGCCAGAGCGAUCUUCAGUGGUACGAACAAGGCUUUCCCUGCAAUGUUUACAACAUGCUGCCUUUCAAAUCUAAACUGUUUUUUGCCUUACAAGCUUGUGCAUUCAGCAGACAAUCUGUAGCCAAUUCUGGAUUUUCUACAACUUGCUUUACUUCGAAGGUGAAAAAUGUAUGGUAGUGGAGUCUUUGCAUUGUCCCAAUAGGUGCCACCACUUUGGAAAGUUUUUCCCCCCUCUACGCAAUUUGUUUGUGCCAUGCAAACCUCAAGAGCAGCUUAACAAGGUUGUACUAUUUGUAAUGAAAUAAAAGGGAAUUCAGCUGUACUGCCUGGUCAUUCGGUUAAUUGAGUUACUGAAAUGCGUACACAAUGAGCUUUCGUUAAAUGGACGUGCAUUUAGUGCUGGCACUACUGUGCCAAACAGUCUAUAUUCAAUGAGCAAAGUCGUUUCCCCUUCAAACCUGAAAAUACUGACCUAAGUGGACAUUUUAUACAAAUGCAUUUUAUUUUGUUUGAACAGAACAAAGAAGGUUGAAAAUAUUAGCAUAUACAACAAAAUUCUGGUUUAUAAACAAAGGUAUUUAGUGGCAAAAUGCUCCUAACUGACAUUCAAGUUUGCUUCAUCUUAGGUCUGAUGAACAAUUGUUCAGGAAAGCAUAAAUUGCAUAAAGUGUGGAGGAUAUUAACUUCUAUAAAAGACUUUAGAACUUAGUAAAACAUUCUGAAGAAAUAUCCAAGGCAAAUAUGAGUCAGAGCUUUCCUUCAAACAUUCCUUAACAAAAAGCAGUCUUUGGUAUAAACCGUCAUGUAAUUAAAGGCAUUAGUAAUAUUGCAUUAAUACAAAGUCAAGCUAUUAAAUGGUGAUGAUUUU